CACAACUUUGUAAAAUUUAGAAGAAGUUUGACUCGUUUUACCUCAACCACAAGAACUCAGGGCUCAGUCAGGAUAGCUUGACGAGUGAUGAAUAAUCUACUCUAUCAAAGAUAGAGAUAGACAUUAAUAAAUCAUGUAAGCAGCUUUGAAACUUCUAUCAGCGCAGUUGGUAUCAUAUAGGUUCCGAUCCUGAAAGUAGAAGAAUUUCCUUUGUUUUUAUCGCGGUGAUGACACCUUUUUAUUCGGUGCUUAGAGACCUUCAAAAAGUCUCGAUGAGUGUCCCAAUAUAGACUACAACGGUAUCUGAGCGAUUAUAUCAAUUUGUUUAUUUGAGAUUAAACUUUUUUUUUGCCUUUGAAGCUUUCAACAUUGCCUCUUUGUGACCCAAAUUCGAAAGCUGCGAUGUAAAAUGACAUUCGGCUGACAGCUAUCAAAGUAGGCCGACAUGAUGAGCAAUAAUCAUGGCAGACACACCCAGUACCGUGUCCACCGCCCCGAACCUACAUGAUACCUCUUCAAUUCCUGUGAAUUCGGACCCAUCUCCCCAAGUGAAGCCUAAGCCUCGUUCUGCCGUCCCAAAAGGACCCCCACUUCAUCAGAUUUAUGCGCUCCCUGCGCCUAUCCGUACUUUUCCGUUACCAACCUUUUAUCCGAGUAAUCCGCUGUCCCUUUUUCACGUGGUCUACGCGUGGGUGAGCCAGCUCGUGUCCCCGCCGCCAGCUGAGCCUACUGUAAUUCAUCAAGGCGUCUGGUCCGCGGAGACUCGAUCAGUCCAUAUCAAGGACCCCAAAUCGAUACGAGCAUUAUGGGAACAGGGGUUCUUCGGUAAAGGCAAUUACAGUAGGAGCGAGCCGAAUUGGCUCAAGCGAGAACAGGCUCGGAGGGGUGAACACGAUGGCCACGUUGCCGAAGCCGUAACCGCCCAGAGGCGAGAAGAGCGCAAGUUGAUGAAGUGGGACCGUGCCAGGAAAGAGCAGGAAGCAAUCGAACGGACCAGGCAGCAGGAAGCAUGGGUAGCUCCAGUUGGGCCCGCCGAGUUGUUGGCCCUUCCAAAUUCUCGGUGUGAUCUAAAACCCAUAUACCCUAACGGUUCGACAAGCGAAAAUAUGGCGCGGAUUCCCAUCAUGAAUGGUACUCGGAGCGUCGUCAAGACCGCAAACGGGGCCGCAAAUGGCGUCUCGUUAUCAUUAGAUACCACCACGACGAAAGACGCCGAUAGGACAAGCACGGCCGAGAAGGAAACAGCAGCGGCUUCGUCCGGGAUGAAUGGUCACUCUUCACAACCGCAUACUCCAACUAACCCCCCUAAGAGACGCAAGUCGGUGCGAUUUUCGCCCAAGGUGGAGUCGACAACUUUUCAGCUGUUUGAUCCACCGAGCCCCCGUCACGGCGCAUUGCUAAAUGGGAACACGCCUAACGGCAUUAUAUCAAACGGGGUUUCCCCGUUAGCUCGGCCGACAGACUUGGGCCCAUCACAGCCUGCCCUUGAAAGCGAGACGAACGUCAAGACUAGUUCCGAGUCGGAACUCGAACUUGUAGAUAAGGAACGCCUUCAGUUAUGUCCGGAAGAGGCUUUCUACCUCGUCUUUGCUCUAGGGGCUUUGAGUAUUUUAGAUUCAGCGACUGGCAAACCAAUCACGGCUCCAGAUCUGUUCAAGCUUUGUCGCCAGGUCUCGUACAUACCUCCGAGGACGGUAGAUCUUCGGCCGGAUGAUUCAUUUCUUAUUCAUUAUGCCGUGUACCACCAUUUUCGGUCUUUAGGCUGGGUGACGCGGCCUGGUAUCAAAUUUGGUGUCGAUUGGAUGUUAUAUAACCGUGGUCCGGUAUUCUCUCAUGCCGAGUUUGCCGUCGUCGUUUUACCAGCGUACACCGAUCCUUGGUGGAGGACACAGGGCCGCCAACCUCCUCGGAGGUCUUGGCACUGGCUUCAUACCAUCAAUCGUGUGCAAGCUACAGCCCUAAAGACACUGGUUCUUGCGUAUGUAGACAUACCGCCCCCGUUUGAAGAAGGGCUCGGGGCGGCUGAGGUCUUGAAGCGGUAUAGAGUCCGAGAGUUCAUCGUAAGAAGAUGGCUCAGCAAUCGGAAUAGGGAUUAAGUGGUCACAUAGAAUAGAGGGAUGCAUCAGAAGCGCAAGUUCAUAGGGUGGCGUUCCGGAUUUAACUGUACGAUUAUUACGAUUAACGCGUUUGAGAUAAUGAACGCGUCAUAUGAAUACAUCUCAUGAAUACAAUCACUCUACGAAGCUUCAG
This is a messenger RNA of Daldinia decipiens, 2250 nucleotides long. RefSeq lists its product as uncharacterized. Gene Ontology annotation, cellular component: tRNA-intron endonuclease complex. Gene Ontology annotation, biological process: tRNA splicing, via endonucleolytic cleavage and ligation; tRNA-type intron splice site recognition and cleavage. The transcript has a single exon. Bases 462 to 2096 code for a protein of 544 amino acids. Gene Ontology annotation, molecular function: nucleic acid binding; tRNA-intron lyase activity. The record is from RefSeq and is a predicted model, not a curated record. NCBI's taxonomy places the organism in Eukaryota, Fungi, Ascomycota, Sordariomycetes, Xylariales, Hypoxylaceae.